AUGGUCAAAAAUAGAGUAGUUGCGUCGACCAAGGAGCGUCAACCCAGCACUUAUCGAAAUCUCACAGUCAUUUCGCUUAAGAUAUGCUACAAGAAGAUCUCAGUGAAGAUCCCCAAGAACUUCGUGACGGAAGGUGAGACCCCCAGCAAGGUGUUCGACAUCGGAGAGCUCAAUCUAGCCGGCAGUUUCUCUGGAGAAAGCACAGACUGUCUCAAUUAA
Messenger RNA from Cooperia oncophora, 219 nucleotides. NCBI's taxonomy places the organism in Eukaryota, Metazoa, Nematoda, Chromadorea, Rhabditida, Trichostrongylidae. The record is from the annotation of a GenBank genome assembly.